CUGGAAAAUAUCACCAUUGCCCCCCGUGGUAGAGUGUUGGGCGGUUAAGAAGACUCAUGUGUGUCGUCUGCAUGCAGCGGAGAUACGGAUGUUACGAUGGAUGUGUGGGAAGACAAGGUUGGAUAGGAUUUCAAACGAAGUUAUUCGACGUCAGGUAGGCAUGGCGCCGGUGGAAGAUAAAUUGCGGGAAGCGAGGUUGAGAUGGUUUGGGCAUGUGAGACGGCGGGAUGCUGAUGCCCCUGUACGGAGGUGGGAGAGGAUCAUGGUUAUCGGGGGAAGUAGGGGAAGAGGUAGACCUAGGAAGAAUUGGAAGGAGGUUGAGCCGGGGGUCUCUUGGAAACAGCUUCCCUACUUCCGAGUAGGGGCAAGUGAAGAGAAUAACUUAGGGGAAGGGGGUUUCGGUGACGUCCACAAGGGCACUUUGAAGAAUGGAAAAAUAGUUGCUGUGAAGAAAUUGGCUAUAGAACAAUCCAAACAGAUGGAGGAAGAUCUUGAAAGCGAAGUGAAGCUCAUAAGUAACGUUCAUCACAGAAAUCUUGUUCGACUUCUAGGGUGUUGUACCAAAGGACUAGACAGAUUCCUUAUAUAUGAGUACAUGAAAAACAAUAAUGUUGGCGAAUUCCUAUUUGGGGAAAAGAGAGGUUCUCUCAACUGGAAGCAAAGAUACAGUAUAAUUUUAGGGAUUGCAAGGGGUUUGGCAUAUCUACACGAAGAAUUCCAUGUGUGCAUUAUACACCGAGACAUAAAACCAUGUAACGUACUUUUGGAUGAAGCUUUUCAACCUAAAAUUGCUGAUUUUGAUUUGGCAAGACUUCUACCAAGAGACCAAUCUCACAUCAACACCAAAUUUUCCGGAACGAUGUAAGUACAAAAGCAACUACCACAUACAUAGUAAAAUAGGAAAUUCAUUAUUACAUGAUUUCUGCUUCUACCCAACAUACAUAGAUUUUUGGGAGAAAGACUAAAAUAUGAAUAAACAUAAGGAAUGAACUAAAAUAUGAUUUUCAUGUUUAUAUCCUCAAUGUAAGACCUAUAAUGCCAUCAUUUGAUACCAAAGAACACUAUGGAAUGGCAAUACACAGUACCUCAUUAU
Molecule: messenger RNA, 1093 nt
Organism: Cuscuta campestris
Lineage: Eukaryota; Viridiplantae; Streptophyta; Magnoliopsida; Solanales; Convolvulaceae
Source: the annotation of a GenBank genome assembly